AUGACUAUCUUUCCCGCGCUAUAUCGAGUCGAGGGGAAUAAUCAGCAUGAUAUUUUGGUUUCCAAGGGGACUCUCCUAGUCAAGGCUUGUGAGGAGAGUCUCCCACCUUUGAAAAAGCUGAAGCUUGCUUGGAGCGCAGAUUCUCGAGAUCAAAGUCCUUCUAUCAAGCCCGAGCCCGACAACAUGACUCAGAAUCGAACCAUGCAGAACAUUCCAUGGACAUCGAAUCAUGCUGGCAGUUCCCAGAAAUUCCAGAAGAGAGCAGCUGGAGACGGCAACUUCCAAGUUGUCAUCCCCAAGCAGCACUCCAGCUGA
Molecule: messenger RNA, 315 nt
Organism: Penicillium daleae
Lineage: Eukaryota; Fungi; Ascomycota; Eurotiomycetes; Eurotiales; Aspergillaceae
Exons: 1
Coding region: 1-315 (104 amino acids)
Source: RefSeq, a predicted model, not a curated record